AUGCUUGGCGCCGCGCUGCCGCCCGUGCUGGCCGCGCUGCGCGUCAAGGUGCCCGCCUCCGACGUCAGCAGGCACGUCUCGGCGCUGGUGCGGACGCUCGACCUCUCGCGGCCGCUGCCCAGCCUGCAGGCGCGGCAGUGGCAGGCGGUGGUGGCGCUGCUGCUGGCGGGGCUGUCGUGGGGGCGCCUGGAGGGGCUGAGGCCUGUGUUCAGCCGCGCGCGGCCGUCGCCGCUGCUAUUGGAUAUGUUAGACGACCUGGGUCUUGACAUGGAUCGCUUUGUUGCGCUGCUGGAGCUUCUGCAUGAAGAGAUCUGA
This is a messenger RNA of Monoraphidium neglectum, 315 nucleotides long. RefSeq lists its product as hypothetical. The transcript has a single exon. The record is from RefSeq and is a predicted model, not a curated record. Gene Ontology annotation, cellular component: cytoplasm; nucleus. NCBI's taxonomy places the organism in Eukaryota, Viridiplantae, Chlorophyta, Chlorophyceae, Sphaeropleales, Selenastraceae. Gene Ontology annotation, molecular function: RNA polymerase II CTD heptapeptide repeat phosphatase activity; RNA polymerase core enzyme binding. The coding region runs from base 1 to 315 and encodes 104 amino acids.